AUGGACACAGGAAGCAAUUUUUUGUGGGUUCAAUGCCAAACUUGCACAAGAUGUUUUAAUCAGACUAGUAAAAUUUUUGAUCCUUCGAAGUCGUCUACAUAUGCAAAUUUGUCAUAUGGAACCAAGACGGCUGGAAUUAUUGGAACUGAGAAGCUCACUUUUGAGACCAGUGAUGAGGGUGAAACAACAAUUGAUAAUGUGAUUUUUGGGUGCGGACAUGACAAUGAUGUUAAGAAUGGACAACCUAGUGGAGUACUUGGUUUAGGGCCUGAUAGUAUUUCAUUGGUUUCGAAAUUGGGCUCUAAAUUUUCUUACUGUGUUGGUAGCGUAAGAGACCCUAAGUAUAGUUUUAACCAAUUAAAUCUAGGAGAAGGAGUAAUAAUAGAAGGUGGUUCAACUCCACUAGAAUUGUUCCAUACUUUGUAUUAUGUUACACUUGAAGGAAUUAGUUUAGCAGAAAAUAUGCUCAAAAUUGAUCCACAAGUCUUCAGGAGGACGCCUUCCGGUACCGGCGGAGUUGUUAUUGAUUCAGGAUCAACAAUCACUUACCUUGCUACUGAUGCAUAUGACUCACUAAGUGAUCAAGUAAAGAGUUUGCUAGAUGGGAAGAUGGAACGCAUUAGAGAUAAAGAUGAUCCGAAGAGGCGAAGACAUUAUGCUACAAGGGAGACAUCGAAAGGGAUCUCUCGGGAUGUAUUUUGCAUGGCUGUGCAAGAAUCUGACCUUAAUGGUUUGAGUGUUAUUGGAAUAAUGGCUCAACAAAGCUAUAAUGUUGGCUUUGAUCUUAUUGGGAAGACAAUUUCUUUCCAGAGGAUUGAUUGUGAACUUCUUGAAUCAUAA
Messenger RNA from Tripterygium wilfordii, 840 nucleotides. RefSeq names its product aspartic proteinase CDR1-like. Gene Ontology annotation, molecular function: aspartic-type endopeptidase activity. Gene Ontology annotation, biological process: proteolysis. NCBI's taxonomy places the organism in Eukaryota, Viridiplantae, Streptophyta, Magnoliopsida, Celastrales, Celastraceae. Gene Ontology annotation, cellular component: extracellular region. The record is from RefSeq and is a predicted model, not a curated record. The transcript is spliced from 3 exons. Bases 1 to 840 code for a protein of 279 amino acids.